UUGGGAACUGUCUUGACUUUUGGUUGUCGUCUGCACUUCCGUUCCGCUUGGGUAUUAACUGUUGUAUAAAGGAACAGAUGAGCAAGUGUUGCCAGCGAUAGGAACUGCGAGAGUUGAGAACGAGGCUACGAAGGAGAAUUUUGAGCCGCGAUGACUCAAAGUAGUUAAAAGACGUUAUUGCUGUUGUGAUGACGGUGCGAGUGUAUGAGCUUCCUUGACUUUGCUAGCCGAUUCCGUUGGGCAGUUGGAAUCCGACGUUGGCCGUGUUAGUUAGUCUACGCGUUUGGAAAGUGGAGUCCGGUUGUGGUGCUUCUCUGCUCAGCUUUCCUAGUGUGGGUUCAACAGUUUCGAACUCAAGGACAUCCUGUCUGAUUCUGUAAGCCUUGCAAGCGAACCCGAAAGGAUGGGGCAAUAGGGGAGCGUUUGGCUUUAGAAAGGUGCAUUGUAAACUUGGAGCUUAUUUCGCGGUGCAGUGGUGUUGUCAUGGUCGUUGGUGCAGUACACUCUUGUAUAAUCCAGUGCUGCGGCAAAAGUGGUCUUAUGUAAGAGCAGUGUUGAAGAGAGCUCCCAGAAGUGCAUUCUCCAGCGAAUCCUGGUCGGUUCUUAGUAAUUCAGUGGACUCUCCAGAUCAGUCGCUCAAUGGAUUGAUCGUGCUACCUUGCAGCAGUAGCAAUUAAUGACGUAGUGAGGUAGUGAUCAGUGGUCUGUAGUCAGUGGUAUCAAAGUUGUGUAACCGGUGUAUUCAGCAGUGAUUUAACCAUAUUUGAUUAUUUUUAGUGGGCUUAGUGUGCAAGCUUCUGUACGUGAUCGUGAUUAGAUAGUGCAUUUUUACUUCUUCCUUGAAGAUUCCGCAGCUGACACUAGUGUGCGCUUAGUGCUUUUAGAUUUAUCCAAGUGUUUAGAGAGGAACCGUAAUUGAUAAGCAUGAAGAUGAUACGACGCUUACUAGCCCUCUGGAUCGUGCUGAUUGCGGCGAAUUUGAAGUCCUUCGUCGAAGGAAAUCAGUCGCUGUUGGAUAAAAUACGCGAUGAUCCCGAUUUAUCACAGUUUUACGCGUACCUGGAAGUGAACGAAGUCGCAAAGUCAGCGCUCCAGUUUCGCUCGGUAACAUUGUUCGUGCCAACGAAUCAGGCUUUCCAGAGAUUCAUGCCUAAUAAAACAUACGUGCAAUAUCAUAUGUCAACCGUGGCAACAACCCUCGAGCAGCUGGGACCGACCAUCCUUUCUGACUUGGAUGGAAACCCGCCUUUGUAUGUAACGAAAAAACGGGACCAAAGCGGUGAACAUAUUUACAUCAAUGACGCUCUCAUCCUGAAAUCGCGUUCAAAUAUUCAAACGGUCAACCAGAACGGCAAAAAACAGGUCAUGCAUGUAAUAGACGGGAUACUAGUGCCACUUACCCUCAAUCCUUCAUCGUCAUUGGAUAUUUACAAUCCAGACGCUUUCCAAUUUCUUACACAUUCUGACAGCUUGGAAAUUGGACCACAUCGGGUCAGGUCGUAUCGCCAGCGUGUAAUCAUGAUGAAAAAGGAGUACGUUUACCAAGCCGUAGGUGGGCAUACGUUCCUGAUACCAGUCGAGGAAGGAUUCAAACCAUCACCACGUCCUGACCUCAUCGAUAGGAAAGUGAUUGACGGUCACGUUAUUCCCAAUCGUGUCAUCUUUACAACUUCAGCGCCAUUGGAAACACCACAAACGACUUUGGCAUUCGAGGAUAACAUAAAAGUUUCUGUGAGUUUCUUCUCGCAGAAGGAGGGACCAAAUGCUCCAGCAAAAAUGUACGUAAAAUCAAAUACAAUUCUUGGCGAUUCGAAGCAUUCGACAGGAGUUGUACUCGCUGAAAUUGUUAAGGCAAAUAUUCCCGUGAAAAAUGGAGUUGUACAUUUAAUACAUCGUCCUUUGAUGGUUGUCGAUACAACCGUUACACAAUUUCUUAAGUCAUUUAAGAUUUACGGGGAUGUCAUACGCGGAAGUGAGUCUCCUUCAGCGAAGCCACAUGGACGUGAAAAAGAUGAUGGACCACUUUACAAAUUCUACGAAAUCAUCAUGGACUCCGGCGGCCAAUUCAUGGAAAUCAUCAAUAAUUUGACCGAUGUUACUAUUUUGGCCCCAAGCAAUGCAGCAUGGAUGGAUUCUACCGUUUACAAUGUUAUUGGAAACAAAACUAAAAUGAAGGAAAUUCUCAACUUGCACAUCAUCCGGGAUCGCCUCAACAUUGAGAAGAUUCGCCAAAGGAAUCAGAAUGCCAUCGCCCAAGUGCCUACGUAUGCAGACCGCAAAUAUUUGUACUUCAACAUAAUAACGAAUGGCGACGGGAACGAGACCGUAACCGUAGAGGGUGGUGGUGUUAAUGCAUCAAUCGUCCAGGGAGAUAUUGCCCAAACAAAUGGAUACAUUCAUAUAAUUGAUAGAGUGCUCGGCAUACCAUACACCACAGUCCUCGGAAAACUCAGUACGGAUCCAAUGAUGAACGCAACCUAUCUCCUGGGCGAGGCAGCAGGAUUUAAUGAACAACUAAACGACACAACAAAACGUUUUACGUACUUCGUGGCACGAGACAAGGCCUGGAAGAAGACUGAAACCGAAUUUCCGUCAACGCAUAAAAAGCUCUUUAUGCGAGAUUAUGUCUAUCACGCAAAAGCAAUCCUGCAACGACAUCUUGUGAUUUCUGAUCACGCUUAUACCAUGGGAGAGCUUAAGCAUUUGACCAACGACUCGAUGAUUCUGCCAACCGUUCGGGAUACGCUUAAGAUUCGCGUCAGAGAAGAUUCAAAUCCCGACGAUUUCAUGAAUCCUGACAAGCUGGGCUAUUCGAUUCUAUGGAACAAUCGAUGGAUAAGCGUCUAUCGUCCUGACGUUGAGUGUAUAAAUGGCAUAAUACACGUUAUCGACCAUCCAUUCCUUGAAGAGAAAGACGUUAAAGUAACAUCAGGUACAUCAGAUAUUCAAGUAGCUGUAAAUAUUUUAUUUGGAAACUUUUUCAUGAUUUUAAUAGCUAAACUCUUAUUAUAAAGUGUUUCUUCUAUUAUCAUUUAAAUAUUUAUCGAACGAUAAAUCGAUAGAACUAUUGUGUUUCCUACUGAUUAUUUCUUUUGAUAUGUUUGAUUCGAUAUUUGAGAAGUUUGUAUGAUUUUGUUAUUCUGUUCAUCCAUCUUCACUACAAACAUCAUCUGUCCCUUAAAUUUAAAUUAAAAUAAUUACAUUCGAAGUAAAACAGCAAAGAUUCUUUUUGGGUUCCAAGACAUAGUCAAAAUGAAGAAAACCGAAAUUUUGUUAGUGAACAAUAACAAAACAAACAAAUUCUUAGGUAUAUUGAAUUAUUCACUAAAUAAUUAUAUACAAUACAAUUAGAAUGAGAACAUACCAAAAGUUGAUAGAAUAACAGAUAGCAUAUGAAAGAUGGAGAGAAUAAAAUAAAAGAUUCACUAAUUGUGAGAAAAAAAGUAAUUUGAAAGUUUGAACGUGAAGAUAAGAUCAUGAAGCUUAAUGUAUUGAUAUAUAUAUACAUGAAUAUAUAUAUAAAUAAAUAUUUUAAGUUGUAAGAUCGAAAUACAUGAAUAUAUGUGAGUAAAUUUAUAUGAAAUUAUUUAUUUUCUUACUUUUAGUAACUAAAGUAUCUCACAUUGAAUGAAAUAUGUUGAUAAAAAGACAAGAAAAGUAUAAUAUAUACACUUUUAUUCGCCUUAAAACAUAUACUUUACAAUGUUUAUAGAAACAGUUACACUUUGUAUGAAACAGUUACAAUCGUUCUUUCAGGAAAUGGUAGUUCAGGAAAUGGUAGUUACUUUCAAUCUUAUCUUUUACUUCAAAUUAAAUAUAAACCACCACCACAGAAAUAUCAUAAAUAAAUUCUAUAAGUGUCACUUUUAUCAUUUAUAAAAUGAACUAUGUGACAAAAAUAAAUGUAAAUUUUUAAUUUAUUUUAAUUACUUUAUUUUUUGAGGAUUGACGAUUAAGUUUUUAUAUGUCACUACUAACGGACUUACAUUUUCGAAAUAUAUACCCGUUACCGAUUAAAUUCUAUUGAUUAUAUUUAACCUCUGCAUUUUCAUCACUGCCAUCUUUUCGAUUCUGCUGACAAGAAAAAUAUUACUGAAAACCUAUGAAAAAGAGUGCUAACUGUUUCCGCUUACAAACAAAGAAAGACAAAAAAUAUACAUAUUUCACAAUUUUCACUUAUAAAUGCUGUUCUCACUGAAAACACCGUUAGUUUUUCUGAUAAUGUUUUUAAAUCUAGGAUAACUAACUAAAUAAAAAGAGUAAUCUAUAAUAAGCAAAAUUUAGAAAUCAUAUAAAUAUAUAAAAAUGUUAAGCUAGGAAAAAAGUAUAAAUGAAAAAAAAAAGAAAAUGUGAAAAACAAUAAGGGUAAAUUAAUUUCCUUUUAUAUAUAAUGAAGAAAAACAUAAAAUGAAGGCAUAUAUUAAAAAGAAACUAUAAAGUCUAUGUAAGAUAUAAAAUCAAAAGCAAAAUUCAUAGGCAAUAAUAUAUGAUAAACUAACAUGAAGUCUAUUAAAUUUGAACGAAAGAAAAAAAUCACUACAUUGAUCAACUGCAUAAAUCAUCCAAAAAAACGCAAAACUUCAUGCCCAAACUAAUUGCCCUUCGAAAUCGUAGAAUUUUACUAAAAGCGAAACAUGAAAAAAAUUAUUGAAUUAAUGUCAAACUGCCGAAAUGUCUAUAAAAUAAUUGAAAAUAGAAAACUGAAAGUGUAAACCAUACUAAUAAUCGUACCCUCUCUUGACUACCAUUCACAUCAAUCAACCCCAUUGGAAAUAUAUAAAUAAUAGUGUUAUUUUGUUGAAAUGCCGUCGCACGUACAUUUUGCAUCUUAAAUAUAUAAAAGUUGAAUUCAAUCACCAUAAGAGCUACUGUCACAUUUUUUUCAAAGUUUAAUUUCUAGUGUUUAUUAUGUAGAGAAUUUGUCUCAGAAAUAGUCUCAAGUAAUAUUGUUUAUUUUUUCUAAUUUAUUUUGUAUAUGUAUGAUUAAAGGACUUAAGAAAAAUAUGAAAAUUUGUUCCAUUUACUUCUAGUUAUCUAGUUUUUUGAGGUUCCAAAGUUUUAUUGUGUCACAUUUCAUUCAGAUUCAUGGAGAAUAAAGAGGCUUGUGGAGAAA
Molecule: messenger RNA, 5113 nt
Organism: Hermetia illucens (black soldier fly)
Lineage: Eukaryota; Metazoa; Arthropoda; Insecta; Diptera; Stratiomyidae
Gene: Fas1
Product: fasciclin-1
Exons: 17
Coding region: 925-3012 (695 amino acids)
Biological process (GO): cell adhesion; extracellular matrix organization; macroautophagy
Cellular component (GO): extracellular matrix; fungal-type vacuole membrane
Molecular function (GO): cell adhesion molecule binding
Source: RefSeq, a predicted model, not a curated record